GAGUUUGGAUGGUAGUUCUCCAUUCGGCCAUUUGAGUCGUCAGCGCUAACCGCCCCGUUAAAUACACUGUGAAUUUUUGUGUGUGUUUCAUUCUCUACUUUUUGACAACAACAACAACAACUUUUAAAAAUUCAUUUACCUCGAGUCAACGAGGAACGAAGACAAGAGAUUGAUUUAAAAAAAAAUACGAAUGUAUAUUUCCACUCGGUUAAUUAAAAAUUUCAAACAUCUUUUUCAUAGUUGUACAGGUGAUUGUUUAAUUUUACGUAAUUAUCAUUCAUCAUCAGUAUUGAAGUACUAUAAAUACGAUAGAUCCAUGUCUGUAAAGGAUCUUCACCGUCAACUGCAGAAAAUACGACGAGAAAAAAUAUCCAAGUCUGAAAAAUAUAGUCCUAGUACUGUAACUCUCCAGGUAUUGGGCAGCGGUGUACCUGGAGCACCAGCUAGUUUAUAUGUCUCGACAGAUCAUUCAAAAUACCUAUUUAAUUGUGGUGAAGGUACACAAAGACUUGCUCAUGAGCAUCAUUUGAGGUUAUCAAAAUUAGAACAUGUGUUUUUUACAACUCCAACGUGGAAAAAUAUGGGAGGAUUGCCAGGUAUGGCUCUGACCAUUCAAGACACGGGAGUACCGCAAAUUAAACUUCACGGACCGAAAGGAAUAGUGGAUAUUUUUGAUGCUGUUAAAAGAUUUGCUUUCCUAGCACAUUUGACUGUAACCGAGGCUGAUUGUGAUGAAAAGAGUAUAUAUGACGACUCUUGUAUGACAAUUCGUUAUGUUCCAUUGAUCGAGGAUAUUACUACUGAUUCUGACACUGAUUUUGAUCAAGCCACAAUUGUUAUUGAUAACACUGAUUAUUAUGCUCACGAAUUCAAUGAAAAUAGAAAAAGAAGGAUCAGCCAACAGUACCGCACCAAUAAAUUAUCGAAAAUUGAAACUAAUUUACGAAAAAUUAGAGGCUGUAUUGCUUACAUAUGUAAAUUACAUCCCAAAACAGGAAAAUUAAAUCUAGAAAAAUGCGUUGAAAAGGGUGUAACACCUGGACCAAUCUUGGGUGACUUGAAAGCUGGAAAAGAUGUAACACUACCUGAUGGCACCAUUAUCAAAAGUAGCGAUGUUUGUGAUCCAGAAAUUCCAGGUCCAAUUUUCAUUGUAUUGGAAUGCCCCAGUGAACAUUAUGUGGAAUCUCUCAUUUCUAAUGCAAUCUUCAGGGAAUAUCAAUGUUGUUGUGAAGAAAAAAAUGAAGACAAUUGGCCAGCCUGUAUUGUUCAUUUUACACCGGAAAAGGUUAUAAAAAUGAGUAAAUACCGAGAAUGGAUGGAGAAAUUUCCAACAAGCACUCAACACUUGAUUAUCAAUGCAGCUAAUAAUUCAUACAGUUUCGAAGCACUUCAUCAAAUUCAACACAAACUUAAUUUAGUUCAUCCAACAAUUUUUCCAAUUCUUCCCGAUUCGGUUGACAAUAAUGAUCAUAUAGAUGAAGGCCAAGAUGAAAAAUUACGUAUCCAUAGAGCAAAAACUCUAAAUGCAGUCCACCUAAGACCACUGCAAGGCCUAGAUCAAACCACUCAGAUUAAUAUCAACAGAAAGGAUGAUAUUGAUAAAGUUUUCAAUCUUGAUGGAUUUCUCGAUGAAUUAGCACAACUCCAGACAGAAAUUAAUGCCAAAUCAAAGAUGCUAAAACAUCUACCAGAAUACCCUAAAUUGUUAAUUCUUGGUACUGGCUCCUGCAUACCAAGUAAACAUAGAAAUACUAGUGGCCUUUUAUUGAGAAUUGAUCCUGAGACGUCUAUUUUAUUAGACUGUGGUGAAGGAACUUUGGGACAGCUCAUUCGCUUCUUUGGAAAAGAUGGCUUUGAUAAAGUAUUGAAAAGCAUCAAAGCUAUAUACGUCUCACAUCUACAUGCAGAUCAUCAUCUAGGCCUUCUCAGUAUACUUCAACAACGUCAAUGUAUUACAAAAGAUCCUGUCUUUUUGUUUGCACCAAGAGAAAUUUACUCUUGGUUGCAAAUUUAUCACCUCAAAUUUGAACACAUCAAUCAAUUAUUCAAUUUAAUUCCAAAUCAAAAUUUGAUAAUAAACUCACAAAAAAUCGGAGAUGACAUACAAGAGAAAUUAAAAGUCACAUUGAAAAUUCAACAAAUUAAUACUGUUGAAGUAAAUCACUGCCUCCAUUCAUUUGGAGUUUCUUUGAUACUUACAAGUGGAAAAAAAAUUGUUUACAGCGGUGACACGCAGCCUUGUAAUUAUCUUGUGGACCUUGGCAGGGACUGUGAUCUUCUCAUUCACGAAGCUACAAUGGAAGAUGGUAUGGAAAAGGAAGCCAAAACGAAGAUGCAUUCAACCAUUUCUCAAGCAAUACAAAUCGGUAAAGACAUGAAUUCAAAAUUUACUUUACUUACCCACUUUAGCCAAAGGUAUUCAAAAAUACCGCGUUUACCCGAAAAUUCCAAUGACCCCAAUUUGUCCAAUGUUGGAAUUGCAUUUGAUAAUAUGCAUGUUAGUCUUUCCGAAUUACCACUCUUACCUCUGUUUUAUCCAAUUUUACGGAUUUUAUAUAGUGAAUCUGUAACGAUUCUCGAAGAGAAGGCAAUAAGACGUCAACAAAAGGUAGAAUUAAUAAAUAACAGCACAAGAUAAUAAAAAUUCAUUAAUUUUCCCUCUAUUAAAGAGCAGAGUGUAUAUGUUUUUGCCUUUUCAUCAAUUACUCAUCAAGCCAUGUCAUCAAUCAAACAAUACUGUAAUUAUGAAGAAAUGAAGAGUUAUAAAAAUCACAAGAUGGAUAAUUUUUUACAUAUAUAGUUAUAGCGUAUAUACUCACUUGGAGCGUAUUGUCUGAAAAUAUUUGAUAAUAUAUAUCAGUGGGUUAUUAUAAUAAUAAUGAACAAGGACAAGUUGUAUCUAUUGUUGAAAUAUAAAAGCAUUUUUCAUCA
Molecule: messenger RNA, 2931 nt
Organism: Diachasma alloeum
Lineage: Eukaryota; Metazoa; Arthropoda; Insecta; Hymenoptera; Braconidae
Gene: RNaseZ
Product: ribonuclease Z, mitochondrial
Exons: 4
Coding region: 191-2638 (815 amino acids)
Biological process (GO): mitochondrial tRNA 3'-end processing
Cellular component (GO): mitochondrion
Molecular function (GO): 3'-tRNA processing endoribonuclease activity
Source: RefSeq, a predicted model, not a curated record